AUGCUCUUUUGUUGGCUGCCCUCCUCUCUCCCGCUCUGCUCCAGCCCCGCCCCAGCCUCCGACCCUGGGGACCGCUGUCUGGCUGCCGAGGAAGCUGCGCCGCACCGGCCUCUGCCGCCACCUGGCGCCCGGCCGGGGCACGACGCCCUGGACAGCCUCCCUAAUAACACGAGCCGCGCGCCCCCGUGGGCGCCCCUGCCCCUCGCGGCCGCGCGCCUCAGCGCCCCUUCCGUGGCUGCAGGUCACACCCCCAAUCCCACUGCCACGUGGACCCGGGUUCCCUCCGGGUUGAAAGCAGGGAACCUGCAAGCCUCACUCAUCCUAAAAACGACCUUCAUCCUGCUAGCCUCCAGGAGCCCCGCACCCUGCUCGCCCUGUUUAGUAUUCGCACAGUUUUCAAGUCAUAGAAACAAUGUUUCGGCUUUUGGAUUUGUUGGUGGUUUGUUCUCAGCUGCCAAGGAUGAAACACCAGCAGAUAGGCAUGGAACUGCCCCUUUCUGGGGAGGUAGGGUAUACAGAGGGCAGCCACCUCGAAAGAGAAGACAGCGCUCUCCAAGCCGCUUCAAUCCUCAACACAGCCAGCCUAUUGCCAGCCAGUCUUCAUCUGCAGCCCAAGCAGACUCAGGUCUCAGGUCACACCUGCACCUGCCGUGGGCUUCAUCACAGACGCGUCUGCCCACCGUGGAGCCCUCCGGACUUCCUGGCAGCCACUCAUGCCGCUUUGCCCCAGGUUUCCAUGCAGCUGUGCCAUGCCUGGGUUCUGCACCUCACACCCUGGGUGUUUCUCUGAAGCCGACUCUCUCAGCGUCCUCUCCUCAAGCUCCUGCGCUAUCCUUCCCCUUCCCUGCGGGUGGGUGCUCCUCAAGCUUCCUGCCUGCCCAAGCCCCCCACUCCUCCUCUUGGGUGUGCUUCUGGGAGUGCAUCUGUGGCUCCCCAAGUGCGCUUCCAGUCCUGAGCCCUCCGGUGCACCCCACACCUACAUUUCCAAAUACCCGGGGAUCCGUGCAGCAAAGUCCUACCACCACACCACAGUCAUCCUGUCACACCCAAACUCCCUGCUCCAUCCAAUCUGCCUCUCUUCUAGCGACCAUCUUGCUUCCCUGGGUGGCACUCCUUGAUUCCCUGGCGAAUCUGUGUGAUCAGUCAGCUGGCCUGGACCACUGUUGCGGGAAACUGAGGACUAGAGAGACUGAUAGGGAGAAGAGGAGGAUUGUUUAUUUAAGACACUCACCAGCUUAGUGGAUUCAUAUCCAAAGAGCUGAGCAUUGAACAAAGACUGAGCAGGGUUUUUAUAAGCAAAUUUACAGAAGCAAACAAAAGCAGUUAAUCAUAUGGUAGGUCACAUAAUCUAUAGCAUAGCAUAACUUAACUUGUGGCCUUGCAUAGCUUGUAGCUUGUAACUGCAUUGAAAGAAAAAGAAGAACUGGCUAAAUACAGACAUUUGUAAAACAUAGUUAUGCCUAAGAAGCCAGGGAAAGGAGUAGCAGUAAAGGAAUUUGUCUUUUUCCCUUUUUUUUUUCCCUUCAACUUUGCCCUGGAAGAGGGUGGCGGUGGGGGUGGUGUCUGGAGCCCAUUCCUUUGGCCUUGGUUUCUUAAACAGCAUUAUCCUAUAACUGUCUUUGAACUGAGCUUGCUAGGCAGAAGAAAACUUGUCCUUUUCUUUUUAACCCUUGCCUUGCCUGUUACUUUUCUUGAAGUGAAUAAAUGCAUAUUUAUUUUUAAA
Macaca mulatta (Rhesus monkey) is the source of this 1723-nucleotide messenger RNA. Lineage: Eukaryota; Metazoa; Chordata; Mammalia; Primates; Cercopithecidae. The record is from RefSeq and is a predicted model, not a curated record.